AUGGGUGUGGGAAAGAGUUCGAAGGCUGAAAAGAUUGGCGGCGUGUCAUUGGCGAUUGAUUAUGAUGUCUUUCUAAAUUUCAGAGGGCCAGACACUCGCCAAGGAUUAGUGGAUUGCCUUUACCACGAUCUGCUAGAAGCGGAGAUCCGUGUUUUCUUCGAUGAGGAAGAGCUCCAUGUCGGUCAAGAAAUAGGCGAUGGGCUGCGGAUUGCCAUUGAAAGAUCGAAGAUCUACGUACCCAUCUUAUCUAAAGGUUAUGCUUCUAGCCCUUGGUGCCUUCGCGAGCUUGAGCACAUGGUGGAGUGCAAGAAAUUCAAACCAUCCGAGAAAGAGAUUUUGCCGAUUUUCUAUGACGUGGAACCUCGCGAUGUUAAGCUUCAAUCUCAACUAUACAUCGGGGCUUUGGCAAAGCAUGAGGAGGAAUUCGGCAGCCACGCUACCCGAUCGUGGGAGGAUGCCCUCAGAAGUGUUGCCCAAAUCAAAGGAUGGGAGUUGAAAAACCAAGGGCACUGGAAGUUCAUUAAAUUGGUGACUCGAGAGAUUUUGAUGAAGCUGAAGGUACAAGACAAAUACAUCGUCGAGAGAUGA
Messenger RNA from Syzygium oleosum, 588 nucleotides. RefSeq names its product disease resistance protein L6-like. The transcript is spliced from 2 exons. The record is from RefSeq and is a predicted model, not a curated record. Gene Ontology annotation, biological process: signal transduction. Bases 1 to 588 code for a protein of 195 amino acids. NCBI's taxonomy places the organism in Eukaryota, Viridiplantae, Streptophyta, Magnoliopsida, Myrtales, Myrtaceae.